This is a messenger RNA of Perognathus longimembris pacificus (Pacific pocket mouse), 2893 nucleotides long. RefSeq names its product mannosidase alpha class 1A member 1 (gene Man1a1). The transcript is spliced from 13 exons. Gene Ontology annotation, molecular function: mannosyl-oligosaccharide 1,2-alpha-mannosidase activity; calcium ion binding. Gene Ontology annotation, biological process: N-glycan processing; carbohydrate metabolic process. Bases 485 to 2452 code for a protein of 655 amino acids. Gene Ontology annotation, cellular component: extracellular exosome; Golgi membrane; endoplasmic reticulum. The record is from RefSeq and is a predicted model, not a curated record. NCBI's taxonomy places the organism in Eukaryota, Metazoa, Chordata, Mammalia, Rodentia, Heteromyidae.
UAGAGCUCGCGGGGCCGCGGAGGAGGGCAUCGUGCCGCCCGGCUCGCCGCUUCCUACUCGCCCGCGGGUCGGCGCGCUCGCCCACCUGAGCCGCGGCUGGGGGGCUACCGGGCCCCGCGCUCAGCCGCCACCUGGAAAGGAAAGAGGCAGCGAGGGGGUCUCGGCUCCGAGAUGGGGAGUGGGCGAAGUUGAUAAGCCCCCCGCCCUCCCACCCGCGCUGCGCUUUUUCUGCCCCGAGGGGCCGCAGCCUGCUGUGUGUCGCGCGUGCUGGUUGGCCAAAAGAGCCACAUCAGGGAGAAGGUCCGGCGGAGAGCUGUUUACCCCGGGGAGACCCGCAGCCCAGCCGAGCGGUUUGGGCGGCCUGGAUGCGCAGGACCCGGCCCCGCAGCCGCUGACGGCCGGCGGCAGCGAAGUUUGGCUGCUGAGCGGCUCGGCGCCGGGCCACUGGACAGCCGGCCACCCCACGGCCGAGGCGGCGGGAGCGAUGCCCGUCGGGGGCCUGUUGCCGCUCUUCAGCAGCCCCGGGGGCGGCGGCCUGAGUGGGGGGCUCGGGGGAGGCGGCGGCGGUGGCAGGAAAGGGUCGGGCCCCGCCGCCUUCCGCCUGACAGAGAAGUUCGUGUUGCUGCUGGUGUUCAGCGCCUUCAUCACGCUCUGCUUCGGGGCGAUCUUCUUCCUGCCCGACUCCUCCAAGCUGCUCAGCGGGGUCCUGUUCCACUCCAGCCCCGCCUUGCCGCCCGCCGCCGACCGCAAGCCCGGGCCUGGGGCGCGCGCGGAGGACGCCGAGGAGGGGCGAAUCUGGCACCGCGAGGAGGGCGCGCCCGGGGACCCCGUGGGCGCCCUCCAGGACAACUUGGCCAGGAUCCGCGAAAACCACGAGCGGGCUCUCAGGGAAGCCAAGGAGACCCUACAGAAGCUGCCCGAGGAGAUCCAAAGAGACAUCCUGCUGGAGAAGGAGAAGGUGGCCCAGGACCAGGACCAGCAGCGUGAACGGGAGCAGUUCGGGGGAUUGCCCAAGGUGGACUUCCAGCCCCCCAUCGGGGUGGAGAACAGGGAACCCGCCGACGCCGCCAUCUGUGAGAAGAGGGCAAAGAUCAAAGAGAUGAUGAAACAUGCUUGGAAUAAUUAUAAACGCUAUGCCUGGGGAUUGAAUGAGCUGAAACCUAUAUCAAAAGAAGGCCAUUCAAGCAGUUUGUUUGGUAAUAUCAAAGGAGCAACUAUAGUGGAUGCCUUGGAUACACUUUUCAUUAUGGGAAUGAAAGAUGAAUUUCAGGAAGCCAAAUCAUGGAUUGAAAAAAAUUUAGAUUUUAAUGUGAAUGCUGAGAUUUCUGUUUUCGAAGUGAACAUACGCUUUGUUGGUGGACUUCUCUCAGCCUACUAUCUGUCUGGAGAAGAGAUAUUUCGAAAGAAAGCAGUGGAACUUGGGGUAAAAUUGCUACCUGCAUUUCAUACUCCCUCUGGAAUACCUUGGGCAUUGCUGAAUAUGAAAAGUGGUAUUGGGAGAAACUGGCCCUGGGCCUCUGGAGGCAGCAGUAUUCUGGCAGAAUUUGGAACCUUGCAUCUGGAGUUUAUGCACUUGAGCCACUUAUCUGGAAACCCCAUCUUUGCUGAAAAGGUAAUGAAUAUUCGAAAAGUAUUAAACAAACUGGAAAAACCAGAAGGCCUUUAUCCUAACUAUCUGAACCCCAGUAGUGGACAGUGGGGUCAACAUCAUGUAUCAGUUGGAGGGCUUGGAGACAGCUUUUAUGAAUAUUUGCUCAAGGCAUGGUUAAUGUCUGACAAGACAGAUCUAGAAGCUAAGAAGAUGUAUUUUGAUGCUGUUCAGGCCAUUGAGACUCACUUGAUCCGCAAGUCUAGUGGGGGCCUUACAUACAUCGCAGAGUGGAAAGGAGGGCUCCUGGAGCACAAGAUGGGCCACCUGACCUGCUUUGCAGGAGGCAUGUUUGCACUGGGAGCAGAUGGAGCUCCUGAAGCCUUGACCCAGCACUACCUUGAACUUGGGGCUGAAAUUGCCCGCACCUGUCAUGAAUCUUACAAUCGCACCUUUAUGAAACUGGGACCAGAAGCAUUCAGAUUUGAUGGUGGUGUUGAAGCCAUUGCUACCAGGCAGAACGAAAAAUAUUACAUCCUACGGCCAGAAGUUAUUGAGACUUACAUGUACAUGUGGCGACUGACUCAUGAUCCGAAGUAUAGGAAAUGGGCCUGGGAAGCUGUGGAGGCCCUGGAAAGUCACUGCAAGGUAAACGGCGGCUACUCUGGCCUAAGGGAUGUUUACUUCAUUCAUGAGAACUAUGAUGAUGUCCAACAGAGUUUCUUCCUGGCAGAAACACUAAAAUAUUUGUACUUAAUAUUUUCUGAUGAUGAUCUUCUUCCAUUGGAGCACUGGAUUUUCAACACCGAGGCCCAUCUUCUCCCUAUACUCCGUGCAGAACGAAAGAAAGUGGAAGAGAAAUAAAAGACUUUUUUUUCAUUUCAUUCUGUUUCAUUCCUUCCAUUCUAUACCUUAAUCAUUCCUUUUUCCAGUGAUCAGACACAUGAUGUACUUUUAUCACUAAGUCUGUGAUUAUUCUAAGUUCUACAACUGUUUUGCAGUCUUUUAUGUUUAUUAUCAUGGCAUCAAUUGGACCUCUGUUCCUUACUCCUUUUGUUAUUCAGCCAGUGGAUCCAUGGAUUUAUUUGUUUCUGUGUGUUUUUCUUUAAAAAAUCCAUUAGCUCUGGAAUUCAUGAAGGUAAGAUAGCACUUUCAUGAAACUGAGUAGUGGUAUGCCAAUGACCUCUUAAUUACAAUUUGAUUUGACUGCAAAACUCUUUCCUCCUCUAUGAGGAGAUGAUGUCUGCUUUAAGCUGUAAUGUUUUGCCAUGUUGCAAAAAGCCAUAAUAAUAAAUUAUUAAAACA